CUAGCAGCAAACAUGAGCGGACGAGGAAAAGGAGGAAAGGGUCUCGGUAAAGGAGGCGCUAAGCGUCACCGUAAAGUCCUCCGUGACAACAUCCAGGGAAUCACCAAACCCGCCAUCCGCCGUCUGGCUCGCCGCGGGGGGGUGAAGCGUAUCUCCGGUCUGAUCUACGAGGAGACCCGCGGUGUGCUGAAGGUCUUCCUGGAGAACGUGAUCCGUGAUGCCGUCACCUACACCGAGCACGCAAAGAGGAAGACGGUGACCGCCAUGGAUGUGGUGUACGCGCUCAAGAGACAGGGACGCACCCUGUACGGAUUCGGGGGUUAA
Messenger RNA from Cololabis saira (Pacific saury), 324 nucleotides. Its product is annotated as histone H4. Gene Ontology annotation, molecular function: DNA binding; structural constituent of chromatin; protein heterodimerization activity. Lineage: Eukaryota; Metazoa; Chordata; Actinopteri; Beloniformes; Belonidae. The coding region runs from base 13 to 324 and encodes 103 amino acids. The transcript has a single exon. The record is from RefSeq and is a predicted model, not a curated record. Gene Ontology annotation, biological process: nucleosome assembly. Gene Ontology annotation, cellular component: nucleosome.